CUGGAUGACCGAAUGGCAGCUUUUUACGCAGAGGGUUGUCUCACCUGCUGAAACGCACUUCACCGUUCAGCACAACAGAGCCAUCUCAUCGCUCUCACCUCCAAUUAAUCUGCGCGCCUGCGAGGUCAGCUCUCCGUUUUCUUGCCUUUUUCUGCUUUGUUUUGUCGGUCGCUUUAUUUUGACGCGACGAGCUUUUGGAAACCACCACCACCAUGAUGCCCUCUGCGUGUGGAUCGUCGCUGGCAGAGUAGACGAACAAAGCGCAUCAGGGCUCUCCAGAGAACUCAUUUCCACCCUCCAAAAAAAAAAAAAUCACGGAUUUUUGUUUUGUAAGUACUCGGGAUAACCAUUUGGCACCCCCCUUUUCCUGCUUUCCUUUUUGUGUAGUUCACAGGGAGAGAUCGCGCUGUUAAAAGAUGGAUACGCUUUUUUCUUAGUCCGAUGGAGAGGUUUUUAAUUUAGGGAACAUCUCGAUCCUGGUGCUGGACAAAAAAAAAAAAUGAUGGCAAGAUUUUGGAUAGCGCUGCUGGACACCUUGAUGUCGGUUUCCUGGGAGUAGAAGAGGCCCGUGUCGAUGCUUGACGACACAAAUUCUGCAGAACACAUACAAACAUUUCAUCUCCCGAGGCGUUAAUUCUUACAUGACAACGAUACGUCCAACAAACUGACAGACUGCAUCACUGAUACAAAACUAUGGAGCACACUGGGAUCGAGGAGGUGAACCAGACGCACCAGCAGCAGCAUGAGCCCAUCAGCUUCGGCAUCGACCAGAUCCUCAACAGCUCGGACCAGUCCAGCGGCUGCAUGCUGCCCAACCGGACCGGCGACCCGGAUUACGCGCUGGCCUCCAACGUCUACAGCAACGGCUACAACAGCGUCUACAACCCGGCCUGCUCCAUGGCGGCGGCGGCCGGUCUGGCGGGCUCCUACAACGUCAACAUGAACAUGAACGUCAGUAUGAACAUGAACGUUAACGUGAACUCCGGAGGUGCAGGCGGGGUGAUCCGGGUGCCUGCGCACAGACCCAUGCCGCCUCCGCCUGCCGCCGCCGCCGCGCCGCAUCCGCCCCCCGCGUCGCAUCCGCCUGGCAUCGGACCCGGCAUCGCCUCGGUGCCCGGGAUGGGGAUGGGAAACGCGGCCAAUUUCACCUUCCCGUGGAUGGAGAGCAGUAGGAGGUUCGCCAAGGACAGACUAACAGGGGAGCAGGCAGAGGAGAGCCGAGCCGGGGAGGCUACAGGGGGGCUGGGGGCCGCCGGGUCCCUCUGCCCUCUCCCCAAGGGAGACAUCGGCAGGGUCCCCGUCUGGAGCACUAUGGAGACGUUAGCUAAAUGCUAUUACCCCGAGCUCGCUCACCUGCGAGACGGCAGUGGCCUUCUAGCAGACUAUCCUUUCCCAAAGGGGGCUUGCCCAGCCCUCUCGCCCUUCUCCGUGACCCGUCGCAUCGGACACCCGUACCAGAACCGGACGCCGCCCAAGAGGAAAAAGCCCCGCACCUCCUUCAGCCGGGUGCAGAUCUGCGAGCUGGAGAAGCGCUUCCACCGGCAGAAGUACCUGGCGUCGGCAGAGCGCGCCACCUUGGCAAAAGCCCUGAAGAUGACGGACGCGCAAGUCAAGACCUGGUUCCAGAACAGACGGACAAAAUGGCGGAGACAGACUGCGGAGGAGAGGGAGGCGGAGAGGCAGCAGGCCAACCGGCUGAUGCUGCAGCUUCAGCAGGAAGCCUUUCAGAAGACGUUGAGCCAGCCGCUGCAGCCCGACCCGCUCUGCCUGCACAACUCCUCCCUGUACGCCCUGCAGAACCUGCAGCCCUGGGCGGACGAAAACAAGCUGUCGGUCUAAAAGAGAGGAGGGCAUUUUAUCCAAAAGUGCCAGGAAACAAAACGGACAACCUCUGUACAUGCCCAACUAUCAAGACUGUGCCCCCCCUUCCUCUUUGUGCCUCUGGAUCCCCCCCCAAUGAGGCAGCAGAGACACUAUGCCCCAAUAACGGCACAAAAAAGACCUCCUGUUUUCUCGCUUUUGACUUUGUACAAUAUAGUAAAAAAAAUGCAUGUUUCAACCCUUUCUGUGUGCACUCGGGACGUACCAAUUGAAGCCAGCCUGCCGAGGAGGUGGACUGCAGUGAUCGAGUGGUAGAGGAUUGGUGGGAUCUCCUGAUGGUGAAUUCCUCAUUAUGUUCAAUUUAAAGGUGUUUUAUAUUAAAUGAUAUUGUGAAUUUUUGGAAAAGAUGACAAA
This is a messenger RNA of Labrus mixtus (cuckoo wrasse), 2235 nucleotides long. RefSeq names its product T cell leukemia homeobox 2 (gene tlx2). The record is from RefSeq and is a predicted model, not a curated record. Bases 694 to 1839 code for a protein of 381 amino acids. Gene Ontology annotation, biological process: animal organ development; regulation of transcription by RNA polymerase II. Gene Ontology annotation, cellular component: nucleus. The transcript is spliced from 5 exons. Lineage: Eukaryota; Metazoa; Chordata; Actinopteri; Labriformes; Labridae. Gene Ontology annotation, molecular function: DNA-binding transcription factor activity, RNA polymerase II-specific; RNA polymerase II cis-regulatory region sequence-specific DNA binding.